GCAUAACCAUAUUGACUUAUUGACAGUGUUUACACAAUUUUGUUGUUUCUAUAUAUAUCCAACACAAUAGUUUAACUGGUCUUCAUUUACAAAUUGAACCCUUUUGAUUUUCAUCCAUCAUCUGCUGCCAUCCAUAAACAGAAAUGCCUUACCAUCGAUUUUUGUGUGUUCUAUCUUGGCUUUUGCUACCAUGUUUUGUAUUCCCUGCUGCUGCAGGGAUUAUUAAGAAUGGCAAUACUGCUGUCCAAUGUUUAGAAAAGGAGAGGAGAGCCUUGCUCCAAUUUAAACGCGGUAUUCAAGUUGAUCGUUGUGGGUUGCUGUCUUCUUGGGGAGACCAUGAAGAACUCCACCAAGAUUGCUGUCAGUGGAAAGGUGUUCGCUGCAGCAACCAGACAGGCCAUGUCGUAGAGCUCAAUCUUCGUGGGGUGCAUACAAAUUCCCUUAAUGAUCGUUGUCUGAAAGGUACGGUUGGUGCUUCCUUACUUGACCUUAAGUAUCUGAGGUACUUGGACCUUAGUUUCAAUAACUUUGUCCGCCAAUCCAUACCCGGCUUUAUUGGUUCCCUUACCAAUUUAAAGCAUCUUAAUCUCUCCAAUGCUAAUUUUAAGGGAGAGGUUCCUCGUCAGCUUGGGAAUCUCUCCGGAUUAAGAUCUCUUGAUCUUAAUUGUCGUUCUGAACUGAGUCCUCAUGAUCGACCUUAUGUGAAAAGCUUGUCGUGGCUUUCUCAUUUAACAUUGUUGAAUGAUAUCAAUUUGAGUGGUAUCGAUCUUAGUAAUGUCACUGAUUGGUUCCAUAUUGUUAACAACCUUCCUUAUCUAAGUGUCCUUAGAAUGAGUGAGUGUCAGCUUUCUGUAACAUAUCCUCCCUCACUUUCAUAUGCUAAUUCCUCUACCACACUUAGCGUUAUCAGCCUUUCUAGCAAUGAUUUUGGUGGUGCUAAUAUAUUCACGUGGUUGUUUAGUUUGAGUGAAAUUAAUACAACCUUGGUACACCUUGACCUCUCUUAUUGCUUAAUUUUGGCUGAUAUUCCAGCUAAUUUUGGUGGAAUGAGCUCUCUUUCAUAUCUUGAUUUGAGAUUAAAUAUGCUAACAGGUCAAAUUCCAAGCUCAAUUUGGGAUAUGCCUAAUCUUUCAUAUCUCUCGUUAAGUUGGAAUGCACUUGAUGGCUCUAUUUCAUUACCUGAUAAAAUUUCAAGUCAUAACCUCACUCAUCUUGAUCUCUCUGGGAAUUAUUUUCAAGUCAGUCCUACUCUUUUGAAAUCUCUUGGUCACUUAUGCAGCAUACGAGAACUUGCCUUAAGUAGCCAAACCCUCCCCUUUGAGUUCUCUGCCAUCAUGCAAUCCUUAUCUGUAUGUGCACUCCACACACUCGAGUCUUUAGAUUUGAGUAACAACAUGGUUUGGGGUUCCAUUCCUGAUACGAUCAGUUCAUUCUCUUCGCUAAGGGAGUUACUUCUGUAUGGUAAUCAACUUAAUGGCACCAUUAGUCCAGCUAUUGGAAGAUUGUCUAAGCUUGAGCAGUUAGAUCUUUCUUCGAAUACCUUGUCAGACACUCUUUCUCAACACCACUUAUCGAAUCUGUCAAGAUUACGUACAUUGUAUCUGUCAGAAAAUGCUGAACUUGUGGUGAAUGUCAGUGAUAACUGGAUCCCUCCAUUUCAACUCGACUCCCUAACCCUGGGUUCCUGCAAGUUGGGACCUCAUUUCCCAAAGUGGCUUCAGACUCAAACCAAAUUCUCCUGGCUUGACAUAUCUAAUGCUGGGAUUUCAGGCACUAUUCCUGCUUCCUUUUGGGAGUCAUUGCCAUCCGAUCUACAACUGUUGGAUAUGUCUCGCAAUAGCCUUUAUGGGACACUUCCAGAAGUAUCAAUUACCUUUGAUUUCCUCCCUCGAAUAAACUUGAGUACAAACCACUUCAGUGGUGCAGUACCAUCCUUUCUGGUAAAUGCUUCGAUGUUGUACCUAGACAACAAUAUGUUUUCUAAGCUGAUACCUUUCUUGUGUCCAAAAGCCAAAACUAAUAUAACCUUUUUAGACCUUUCAAACAACAUGAUUUCAGAGAAGCUUCCAGAUUGUUGGACAUAUUUUGACCAAUUAACAUCUCUUUACUUGGAUAACAAUAGUCUAUCAGGAAACUUGCCUGCAUCCAUUGGUGAACUGAAAAACCUGCAGGCGUUGCACUUGCGCAACAAUAAGCUUUCUGGAGAAAUAUCUAUGCCUUUAGAGAAUUGUUCAUCUUUGGUUAUUCUGGAUUUAGCUGUAAAUUCAUUGAGAGGAUACAUACCCCGUGGGAUUGGGAAUAGUUUAAGAAAUCUCGGUGUUCUGAUCCUAAGAAGCAAUAAAUUUGUUGGGGGUCUACCUUCUAGUCUUUGUAAACUUUCUCAUCUCCAAAUCUUGGAUCUUUCUAGUAAUCGUAUUUCUGGAACCAUUCCAACAUGCAUACACAACCUUACAGCAAUGAGCAACACAACAGAUCUCUUGCCAGUUAUUGGUAAGGCGGGCAUAUAUGGUUCAUCGGAUUCUGCAAAGCUUAUGUGGAAAAGAGCAGAACAAAGCUUUAGCAACUCUCUGGGUCUUGUCAAAUCCAUAGAUAUUUCGAGCAAUAAGCUGGAAGGCCAAAUCCCCUCUGGAAUUUCACUUCUAACAGGUCUGUUUUCUUUAGACUUCUCAAGAAACAAUUUGAGUGGAAUUAUUCCUCCUAAAAUCGGAGAGUUAACAUCUUUAGAGAUGCUUGAUUUAUCAAACAACCGACUGUCUGGCAAAAUACCUGCAAGCCUUGCCGAAGUAAGUUCUUUGGCAAUCUUGGAUUUGUCAAACAAUAAACUAGGCGGAAGAAUUCCAAUUGGUACUCAGUUACAAUCGUUUAAUGCUUCAGCAUACAUGGGGAACCCCGGACUUUGUGGUGAUCCACUCCCCAAAUGCCCUGGCGAUGUUCCACCUAAUAGUGCAAUGGAUGAAGAUACCACUCAACACAAGGAGAGCAGUGAUAUUUUUCCUGGACUGUACAUCAGUGUGGUGCUUGGCUUUAUCGUAGGGUUUUGGGGAGUUUGUGGGAGUUUGGUGAUCAAGACAUCGUGGAGGCAUGCCUAUUUCCGGUUCUUUGAUAACAUGAAAGAUAGGCUCUAUGUAGUUGUUGCUCUGAUCAAAAUCAAAGUUUUGAGGAACUUUAGAAGUUAAUUGCUUAUACGGUGUGUGUAUAUUGCACAAAUGACCCAGUACAUGAGUAAAGCAGAUAUUGGCCUUAGCAACCUGGACUCUUGCCUAAAUCUGCAAAUCAGCAGUGUAAUAUUUGAUAAAGAGUAGUUAAUUUUAGUUUUACUAGCUUCUUAGAAGUAUAUUACUGCAAGGAUAAUACUUUAUCAAAAUUACACAGGUUUUUCUUCUUCAUAAAGGAGGCACACGGAGUAGUGAUGUAGAUGGUAUUCGAUAUCAAAUUUUUGGUGCCAUUGUAAUACUUUAAUAUUUAAGUUAUCGAUCAAUCGUACUUGCACUUGCAUACUA
Molecule: messenger RNA, 3500 nt
Organism: Chenopodium quinoa (quinoa)
Lineage: Eukaryota; Viridiplantae; Streptophyta; Magnoliopsida; Caryophyllales; Amaranthaceae
Product: LRR receptor-like serine/threonine-protein kinase FLS2
Exons: 2
Coding region: 144-3176 (1010 amino acids)
Molecular function (GO): protein binding
Source: RefSeq, a predicted model, not a curated record